UUAUGUUGCCUAUUUCCUUCGCUCCAUAGAUGCUGCCUCGCACCCGCUGAGUUUCUCCAGCAUUUUUGUCUACCUUCGAUGUUCCAGCAUCUGCAGUUCCUUCUUGAACACAAUGAAAUUCUUACUUGCUGCAGCACAACAGAGCAUGUACAUACAGUACACUGUAAACAAUAUGAUAAACGAGAUGAAUAGUGGGGGGUGGGGUUGUACAAGCAGACCCCGCCUCUCUGGCCCCCACGCAAAUCAAAACUCCCUCUCUCACACACACACACACGUGUAAAACGGCACCUCCUGUACCAGCGCCGCUCGCCGGCUCCCUGCUCUCUGCUGCCGGCCGGUGCUGUCCCUGGGGCGGCGGAGUGAUGUGGCUGCUGUCGCCGGUUUGACCAGCAGCGAUCCCCGUUGGAGGAGGAGGAGGAAGACACUUGACCCACAGAAUGGCCCGCGUUGUCCUGCAACUUCUCCUCGCCCCUCCCGGCACUCUGUCCAUCGCUCUCUGCGUUCUUGUAGGAUUUACCCAAAGCAGCAGAAACUGCCAACAUGCGCCGCUGCCCGGAUCUCAGGGUGGACCACACGAUCUGGAUUGCUACUUCAUUGGGGACAUUAAAAAUGGUCUUAACUGCUUGUGGAGGUCUGGGACUCACGACACAAACAAUACUCGCUACAUACUAAAGAUACACUGGAGGGAGAACUCCAGCUCUAAAAAAAACACAACCAUCCCUGGUAUCGCCAUCCCUUUUCACACGAUUCCACGAAGUAAACUCUACAUUUCAGCGACUGCUUCAAUAUGGGUAGAGACCAUGAAUACAUGUGAAAAAUCAAAGCCCAUUACUUUGGUACCUCUUCUCUCAGAGAGACCAGAACCACCUUCUGACAUAAAGUAUUCCUGGAUAUCUGGACGGCUACAUCUGCAAAGGAGAGCUCAGGAGAAUUACCUGCAUCAGAUGGCAAUCAGAAAAGUUGGAACCAUAGAAUGGCGUUUGUUUAAUUUUACACAGGCUGGAACGAUUGAUGAGUUGGAACAACCCGCAGCUUAUGAAUUUAAGGCACGCUGUAAAACUAUCUCUGCUACCAGCUUGUGGAGUUUGUGGAGCCAUGUGAACUAUGUCCCUCCAGAGCUUAUAUACAAGCUGCAGAUACACACAUCAGUGAAUACAUCGCAGACAGACCCAGGGAAACGAUCAGUUUCCAUACAUUGGGAGGCUGUAAAAGAUUCAAGACAUAAUUGCACGUGGUACAACAUCACCAUCGAAAGGUUACCACCAGCAGAACCCAGAAACGUGAACACUAUACAAGUAGGCGAAGAUAAUUGUGAUCUCCAGCUCUCACAAGCGCCAUAUAAAGUGCGGGUUCAAGCGUACAACUCGGCUAGCCGUUCCCCUGCAAGUGAAAUCGUGAUCUCACCUUGCAACCCAAUAGAGCUAAGAAACAAGAUAACUGCCACAGCACUUGGGAAUGACAGCCUUUUCAUUAGUUGGAAUCCAAUGGAGGGAAAAUGGAAAAAAUACGUCAUUGACUGGGGCCCGGUGAUUGGAAACCAAACGCAUAUUACGCAUUCAAAAGUUAUUCCAAAGAAACUUCAAAAUUACACUCUGAUGGGGCAAUUUCAUCCAAAGCAACGAUACAGAAUAAUGUUACACAAACGAGCUAAAAAGAGGCACAAGCUGACUCCACCCAUUGAGGUAACCAUUGGGAUUGUCGAUGUUUACACAGUAGAAGGAACACCAAGAGUUGGUCCCCCCAAUAUUAUUGUCUCCGAUAUUCUGAAAUCCUCUGCAGUCAUACGAUGGGAUCACAUACCUGAAGAUGAAUGUCAAGGCUUUCUCCAAGGCUACAAGAUCUUUUAUUAUUCAAGGGAUUCCAGCAAAAGCAACCUAACAUACCUUGCAGCUGUCACAGUGAACUCUUCCACCACAAAUUACACCCUCACUGGGCUUUUGCACAAGACCUUCUAUGCCCUGGAAAUCUCGGGAUUCACCAAGGCUGGAGAAGGAGCCAAGAGUCGACUGGUGGCAUUUGAAACCAACUUUGGUGCUUUGGUUAAAGUCGCUGUUGGAGUUUGCAUUGCGAUUACCAUUUUAGUGUUUCUCGUGUCAUGGAUCUGCACGCUUCUUGUUAAAAGAAUAAAGAAAAUAUUUUGGCCAAAUAUACCGAAUCCUGGAAACAGUCACGCCAUCCGGAUAAUGCGAAGAGUUUCAUCAACGCCUCAGCACGUCGUUGGAUCGCCAUGUCUCCACGCCAGCUUGCUUGAGAUAGAAAGCGACGAGGCCCUCGAAAACCUGCACACCAUUGAAGAGAUCACCACUUCCCUCACCGAUUGCAGGUCGCAAGAGAGCGAAGCGAGCAAUGCGCUGGAGCACAAACCCCUGAGCGAUCCGGCGGGCAGACUGGCUGCGGCACAAGUCACGGAUUACACAACCAUGGAGGACUUCCAACAAAUAAUGCCAAUGCUUGCCUGCAACAAUACGCCCUCCAGGAGCGAGGCAGAAUGCGAUGGCCGGCAACAGAGUGGUGGCACUGUCAUUCAGAGCUAUCUAAAGCAGAGAGUCCAUCAUGCAGGCACAGACCCGACGGCACAAAACACAUUGAUUCCACUUGCUCCUGAAUGCCCAGAGUUGCUGGACAACUUUGAUAACAUCAAAGCCACACAGACCCUGCACUCGCCGAGUUUAUGGAAACCAAAUUCUUGAAUACGCUUCUGCGAUCUGGUGGAAACUGCACAAACAAAUGAUUCAAGGACUGUUCAUGCAAAUGUGUCUUGUUCAGCGGCAUUCAAACAGCACAAAGCAGUGAAGUUGAAGAGAAGACUCCUUCAUUCACCGUGAUCAAACGUAUCACCGCACGACUGCGCGAAAGAACUUCAGCCAUUAUAACAUGCGGGGCAGUUUGAGAGACGGGCGCGUGCACACACAACGCAGCGGGAACGCGAUGGAUGAGGAGGGUGGGAUGGAGAAGCAAUUACAGUCACGGUGGCCCAGCGGUGAAGUUGCUGCCUUACAGCAAGAUGCAGCGCCGGAGACCCGGGUUCGAUCCCGACUACGGGCGCUGCCUUUACGCAGUUUGUACGUUCUCCCCGUGACCUGCGUGGGUUUUCUCCGAGAUCUUUGGUUUCCUUCCACAUUCCAAAGAAGUACAGGUUUGUAGGUUAAUUAGCUUCGGUAAAUAUAAAAAAUAAAAAUAUUAAAAAUAAAAAUGUUCAGUAAAAAAUUGUCCAACUUCCAGUAUUGUCCCUGGUGGACUCUUCGGAAGGUGCAAGGUACAAUAACAUGACAACUCCAGAGUAUUGAGUAUAGAAGCUGGGAGGUCACGUUGCAGUUAUAUAAGACGUUGGUGUGGCCACAUUUAGACUAUUAUGUUCAAAAAGGAACUGUUUUAUUUUGUAUUGUGUGUUCUUUUUUCAUUGUACUG
Molecule: messenger RNA, 3408 nt
Organism: Leucoraja erinaceus (little skate)
Lineage: Eukaryota; Metazoa; Chordata; Chondrichthyes; Rajiformes; Rajidae
Product: leukemia inhibitory factor receptor-like
Exons: 14
Coding region: 438-2690 (750 amino acids)
Biological process (GO): cytokine-mediated signaling pathway
Cellular component (GO): membrane; external side of plasma membrane; signaling receptor complex
Molecular function (GO): cytokine receptor activity; cytokine binding
Source: RefSeq, a predicted model, not a curated record